UUGAAUUUAGUUUUCUCUGUCUUGGUGAGGUAGAAACAUGUCGGAAACUGCUCCAGUUGCUCCUGCUGCUCCUGCACCUGCGGAGAAAGCACCUGUGAAGAAGAAGGCGAAGAAGACGGGUGCUGCGAAGCGCAAGACGACCGGGCCCCCGGUGUCCGAGCUGAUCACCAAGGCUGUGGCCGCUUCCAAGGAGCGCAGUGGGGUGUCGCUGGCCGCGCUCAAGAAGGCGCUAGCGGCCGCCGGCUACGACGUGGAGAAGAACAAUAGCCGCAUCAAGUUGGGGCUCAAGAGUCUGGUGAGCAAAGGCACCCUGGUGCAGACCAAGGGCACUGGCGCUUCCGGCUCCUUCAAGCUCAACAAGAAGGCGGCUUCUGGGGAGGCCAAGCCCAAGGCUAAGAAGGCGGGCGCGGCCAAGCCCAAGAAACCCGUGGGGGCCGCGAAGAAGCCCAAGAAGGCUGCGGGCUCGGCUGCCCCCAAGAAGAGCGCCAAGAAGACCCCCAAGAAGGCGAAGAAGCCCGCUGCGGCUGCUGGCACCAAGAAGGUGGCCAAGAGUCCCAAGAAGGUGAAAGCGGCCAAGUCCAAGAAGGCUGCCAAGAGCCCAGCUAAGGCCAAAGCCUCUAAACCAAAGGCUGCCAAACCGAAAGCGUCUAAGCCUAAGGUUACGAAGGCCAAGAAAGCUGCUCCUAAGAAGAAGUGAAGAUGCCAACCGAUCUUGCUUAAAAAAUCUCAACGGCUCUUUUCAGAGCCACCUAAGUUUAUCGUUCAAAAGAGCUGAACACUUAGGUAACAUUUUUCGGGGAAACAUGCCUUGGGUACUUGGCUGGUCGUUCCCUAAUUCAGAUGGUGUGAGUCCGCAUAGUUAAGCUAUUCUUACUGUGCGGAUUUGUCAGCUAGGUCGCCCUUGUUUUGGUCUUUAAGGUUUUCUGUGGGGUGGCUAGUUCCGAAUUGUGUUAGACCCUCUGAGAAAUGGCUACGUGUUCCCCUUUGUGCAGCGCCAUGGGUUAGGAGGUCGUGGGUGCGGUAUGGUGCGCGUUUGCAUCAGUGUUCUGCGUAGCUCGGCUCUGCGCCGUGAGUCGGACCUAUUGGUCGUGAUUACCCUUUGGAAGAGACUCUUCACGACGGUGGGCAGUGGGAUACUUAGGAAUAACAGCCUGGGAAGAGAUUUUGUUUUACGCGCGUCGGCAUUUUGAGCACAACUGAGCCAAUCAGAGGGAGGGAUGGUAGCCUCCGACUGUUGUCCAAGCUAUUUUCUCAUUGGUCUGCAUUGGCUGUGGAGGUAGCCAAUCCGGAUGUUCAAACUAUAUCUGGAUUUUUGUUGCAUUGGUAAGGUUUCCCCUAAGAAAAUGUUAGAUCAGUAAGAUUGAAGCAUUAACAUUGUACGCGCGUACCAGGAAGUGGCCAGAGAAGCUGAAACCCCUGCCGCUUGUCUUGGGCACCCUGGGAUCCGUGGUUAGCUCUUGCCCCGUUUCUGUUUGGUAAGUAGACAAGGGGAAACCUUAGAAGGUGGCAUGCUUUGCAAGCAAGGUAAUUACAUUGGAAUUACCAGGGCAAAGAAAAUGGGCUAUGGGAAGAGGAGUUGACUGGGACGGACUACCAUUCUGUUUGAUCUUGAUUAAUUUUUUAAAAACUUAGUUUUAUUUUUGCAAAGCAGAUUUACUCACAAAUCCUGACCACAUAAUUCUACAGAUACCUAUAGGGCUCAGUGGGAAAAAUUUACAUAUUUUUACACAGUCUUUAAGUGCAGAUUGUCAGUUCCUUCAGUUAUCUUUAGAGGUGACUAAUAACACUGGAUUUCAAAGUAUCUAUGGCGUUUUCAUCAGUAGUGUGAUGGCACAUGUUUUGUGAUCAGUAGUUAUUCAGGAGUUUCUUCAAAUGAAGUUUGCAAUCGGUAAGUCUUUCGAACUGACACGUUUCUAUUACUAAAGAAGCAAAUAUAUUGCUGUACAUGAAAUUUCUUUGAUAACUUUCAUUUUCCCCCUGUCCUUAAAAGCCACUGUUUUGAGAAGGUCUGUGGGUGUUUGCACAGACUAUAUACUGGACUUCCAAUACAUGCCCUGAAAUCUUGAGCCCCAGAAUCCUGAAAAUCCCUCCUGAUUGAAAUACCUGUUCACUGCAUUUGUUUUCUCUUUUGUUUACUUAUUCUGUAAUGCUUUAUUAAAUUUUACAUCUUACUUAAACUUUUCUAUUUUUUUUUUUUUUUUUUUUAAAAAGGGAGAGGGCUGUGGCCAGGACUGUCUUCCUAGCUCUGUUAAGCAGCAUUUUAAGUUUUUUGAACCAGUGCUGCAUCUCAAUUUUUUCUUUCUAGUGAAAGCCAGGAAACCUUUCUUUUAUGCCAGUGGCUUGGUUGGGAAGGAUAUGGGAAUCAUCAGAGAAUGGCAAAUGGCAAAUGGAAAAUAUAUUUUAAAUAAUAUAUUUGAGUCAUCCAGCAGGAAAGAGGAAGAAAUCAGGGAGGUCUUCGGUUCCGGAAUGAGAGUUAGGCUCUUACUGAGGGUGGGACAUCUCAGUCAGUAAGCACAAUCACAGUGACCAUCAGAGCUCUACUUUAGGGCUUUUAAAGCCUUACUAUAACUGUCUUAUUUGGGUCUCACUACAAAGCACUGAUAUUAGGUGUGAAUAAAAUGAUUAUUUAAUUUUUUUCUUUAUUUUUUUGGUACUGGGGAUCGAACAUAGGACCUUGAACUUGUGAGGCAGGCACGGUGCCACGGAGCUAAAUCCCCCUCCUUGAAGUGAUUAUUUUAAAGUUGAGAAAAUGCUGGGCUUAGAAAGACCUCAUGACCAGAAAUGAGCAUUUGUUGUCAGUAUAUGAAAUAGACUAGGAGUCUGUAACAUGAGCUUCUCGAUUCUUUGCUUUUUCUCAUACUACACCUGUCUCUUAAGGAAAAGUGUUGGAAUUCAGUUACUUUUUAGGCUUAUCGAACAAGAAGACAUGUCCCUAUUUGAUUUUUAGCUCAUUGUGAGCCAUUCAUUUCCCAAGCUGCAAGGAAUGCAAAGGAAGCAAUGAAGUCCACAACCUUCCAGAGCCUUACUCUGACUUAUGUCAAUUCACAUUGACGUUCCUCUGCUUUGAACAAGUACUUAUUUUCAAGGGAAAGAGAACUUUAAACAUUUUUUCGUCCAUUUCUUAUGAUUUUUCAGCAGAUAAAUUGGGUUACAGUGACUGCCAGAGGAUGGAUGAGUAAAGACUGAAGACAACAUGGAAGAUGUGAAGGACAUUUUCAUAUUCUCUCUGCUGCUGGAGAACACUUUUGUAUAGGGCAUGGGUCUGACAUAGAAGUAACUUGCAGGCACUACUUUGUUCCUUUGAUGUAGUAAUUGCCUGACUUUGUUCAACUGGUGGAGGCUGAGUUAAUGUUAAUGUGUGGAGGUCUUAAUUUUUCUGUCACUCACAGUUAAUAACUCAGGUUUCUUUUUUGGACACAGCUCCGUUAAGCAGGAUUUCAAGUUUUUUGAACCACUACUGCUUCUUAUAAUUUUUUCUGUUGCAGUUUUUCAGGCAAGGCCUUACUGUGUAGCUCAGGCUGGCCUUGAACUCACUCUGUAGGCCAGGCUGACCUUGACCCCCAGCCUUCUGAGUGCAGGGAUUACAGGCAUGCAACACCACGUCAGGCUUCAGGUUAACUUUUAAAGAAUUCUCAAUAUAUCCUAUAUUUUCUCCACACAUGCUCUUCAUCUCACAGCUGGGAUGAUUUUAUUGCUUCCUGAUCAGUUUCCUAGUUCUAGUUUCUCUAAGAGCUCCAACUACUACAUUCUAGUCAUUGUGCAAAACCAAAACCAAAAUAUACUGAUAAAAAUGGUCACUGACUCCGCAUUGCUUUUCAGUCAAGUGAAAAAUUGUGGCAUCUUUUCAUGAUUAUAUCUUUUUGCUCACAUUCACAGGCGCUAAUAACAACACAAAUUAAUCUUCGUUUCUAUUAUUAUUUCACACUCACAACUUCUUACCAGCAAUUCCCUCUGUUUUCUUCUGUGAUAAUCCUUUUGCUGCUUAGAGUUCCAUCUCAAAUUUCAUCUCCUUGAACAAAUUCCUCUAAUUUAAAUAUCUAGUUAUUAGCUGGGCAUAGUAUAAUGUACCUGUAAUUCUAGCUACUUGGGAGGCUGAGUCAGGAGGAUCUCAGUUUCCAGGCCAGUUGAGGCGAAAUAGCUAGACUCCUUCUCCUUGCACUCUUCUCCCCUCAAAGUCUAGUAAUGUCCUUUUGUGAAAUGGGGUAUAGUUAUUCCCAGCAGAACAAACUUAACGCAUGGAUUUCUAAUAACUAGGGAAUUAAUCUUUGUCUUGUUUUUCUCUACUCUGGGUGUGUAUAUGUUUAAUUGAAUUUUCAAAAUCCUCUUUACUGAAAUACAUUAUUGCCAGAUACUAAUCACAUUCAAUUAGUUUGUGUUUUCCUAUAUAAGAAGACAGUGGUAACAGAGUUCUCUGCUGUUUCCCAAGGCCUGAUUUGCAGACUAUCUUUCUGAACUUGUAAAGUAUGCCAUUCCAAAGUUUUGGGGCUACUACAAAACUCAAAAAUAUUUCUGACUUUGCAGUAAAAAAACCUCUCAAAAUAUGAAAUAUCAAUAAUUACUGUGGGCAGAUGCAGUAGGGAGAAUGUGGAGAAAUUAUGAAGUAUAAAUUUACCGAUUUUCGUAACAUACAGUUAUUGGUCAUUUACAGAUUACAUUUCUGUUAUUUAGAUUUUAUAUUCUGCAGGAGAAGAAAAAAGGUGUGAAUGCGUUCUUUGUCCAUCGUAAAGGGUCAUGGGCCAAAACCCAAACAACAAAGGACAGGUGUUACAACUUGUAUAGUGCACCCUCAAGUUAUGACUGGCCCUGACACACAAACAACUUGGCUUAUGAUCGGAAUUUCAGUUUUAACUUAUGACCAAUGUCUUGAUUUAUGACCUGAACGCUGGCCACUUGUGCUUCCAGAUGGUCUCAGAUACAGAUUUAACUCAAAGAGUUUUGGAAGGAACAUUGCAACAUCCUUUUCUUGUGUGGGAUUCAUUGAGAAAUCCUCAGCCAAUCUUUCUCUAAGGCUGCUGAGAUCUGCCUUUAUACAGGCGAGAGACUUUGAAGGCUGGGUAAAGGAGCCUGAGCCUUCAGUUGACCAAUUUGAGCUACAACCACCUCUGAUGAACAAAUUGAGUUCGUAAAUAAAGGGUCCACUGUAUCUACAUGUCCUCUCAAAGCCUCAUGCCCUCAUAGGAGGGGCUUUCUGGAAGUGGCUCAACCUAGGGUGUUUGAUAUUGGAAUUAAGGGUCUGUGGUCAUAAAUUAGUUUACUGGUUGGAAUUAUCCUAGUUCUGGGUGUGCCAGAAUGGAUUUACUGAAGACAGAAGCCAACCCUGGGUGUGGGAGGCACCACCCAAGAGGUUUAUAGCCUGUUGGGGAGAAAAGGGAAAGGCAAGUUCACUUCUGCUGCUGCUCGCCACACCAUGGACAGCUUCUCUCCUGUGAUCCCUGUCUGCCAUGCUGCCCUGCUUUGGAACCAGCUGACUGUGGACUAAAGUCUCUUCAAAUUGUGAGUUGAAAUAAACUUUUCCUCCUUUAACUUGUUGUUUUGUCCAAGCAACAAGAAAAGUAAGAGGACAAGUUAAAAAGAAAAGGAUAAUACCUUUAUCUGAUUAUAGUUUUAUUUGACAUAGUGGUUUUGGAGACAAGAUCAGAACCAAAGGUAAAAUACACAUUUUUAUGCUUAGGGAGCACGGGCAGCCAUUUAGAAAUAGUAUCGGGCAAAAUGGAUGUAAUGGAAUGAUAUUUAAAUGCAUGGGGGAAACCACAAGGUCUGCCCAGAUUUUUCUCAGCCUUUGUGUGCAGCAAUCACCUCUUUAGGGGAGGGGCAGGACUCCUGGAAUGAGAAGCUUAUGAUCUACUCUCAAGCAAGGUAGGUCAGAAAGUUUCUUUAUGGCCCACUCCAAGAUGAAGAAAGUUUGCUGGAAGAUUACAGCACUGUUUCUAGGCUUUAUGGCUUGGUUGGAGAAAAGCAGCUCUGGCUCUGUCUUCUAGUACCUGGAUUGGGAGGAGGGGGUGAAAUUCUAGUUUCUGUCAUGCCUUGGGGGGAUAACAGGGACCUGAGACAAGGAAAGAGUAAAAGGUCAGAAAGAAACUCUGAGGAUGUGUCACUUUAGGGCCUCAUUUUCUAAAUCCAAAGGUGUUUGCAAGUAGUCCUGUAAGCCUGACGUGAUUACAGAGAAUAAUCUACCAACAGGUACAUGUGAAAUAAAUGAAUCAGAUUUGUGAUAUCUGACUGGGUUUGGUGGUGCAUGCUUGUAAUCCCGUAGGUGGAGAGGCUGAGGCAGGAGGAUCAAGUACAUUUGAGGCCAGCUUGAGCUUCACAGUGAGUUAAAGGCCAGCCUGAAAUACACAGCAAGAUUGUGUCUAAAAGAAAAUUGUGUUCUCUGAAUAAAAUCACAAUUCAUAUUAUUCAUUCAUUAUUUUGUUGUUAUUUGUUUUUUGAUCCAGGGUCUCACUCUGUUGGCCAGGCUGGCCCUGAACUUGCAAUGACUAUAUUGUCUCAGCCUCCUAAGUGUUGGGAUUAUAGGUGUUGUCAUGACACAAGACAUUUAAAAUUAAAAGCAUAAAAUUCUUGUGUGUGUGUUUGUGCAUAUGUGGUUAACUCGUCAAGAUUAUUAAUUGGUCAAAAGUUUGAGCCCAACCUGAGCAAUUUAGAGAGUUGAGAGACCUUGUCUCAAAGUAAAAAGUAAAAGAGGUAGGGCUAUGGCUAGUGUGAAGGACCUGGAUUAAAUCCCUAAUAACACAAGCACACACAUUAUUAAUUGAAUGCCAGGCAAAGGCCAAGCCUUAUCUGUGUUAAUGUUAUACUUUUAUAUAUGUGAAUCGAUGACAUUUCUGUAGCAUUUUCUACAACUGCAGUGCAAUACAAUUUACCAACAGAGCUGGUUGGAGUGGCAUGGGCCUGUAAUCCCAGAACUCUGGGAGGCAAGAGGGUGGCAAUUUAAGGCCAGCAUGGGCAACCUAGUGUUUUAGCUGAAAAAACAAAAGAAAAGUCUGGGGAUGUAGCUUAGUGUGAAGGCCUUGGCUUCAAUCCCCAGUAACACCUACUCCCUGGCCCCCAGAGAUUUUUUCAGUAUGAAAAGAUUUAAAAAUUCUACCAAUAAAACUAUGUCAACUUUCCUGAGACACUGUCUUAGUUACUUUUCUCAUUAUUCAGAUAAAAUACUGAACCGUAAAGCUAUAAGAGGAAAGGUUUAUUUAGCUCACAGUUGGUAGAGGUUUUAGUUCAUAUUUGGCUGGCUCUAAAGCAGGGUGGCAUGGAAAAAAGGGCCAUCACAGAGCAGGCAGGCAGAAGGCAGCAAGCAGCAAGUGAGUGAGAAGCAAUCUGUGAUAAUCACUUUUCUGUCCCUUAUAUCUAAUCCAGGCUAUCCACCCUUAGGAUGGGUAGCACUCACACCCUUAAUCCUAGCAUCGCAUGCCUGAUCCCAUCAUCACCCACCCUAGGUCCAGCCACCUCAAAAAAAGCCCCACCUAUGUCUUCAUGAGGCUUUGGGGGGAACAUCUAGAUACAAGUCAUAACAGGCACCUCAAAUGCUAAAGCUAUCAGGGGUAGCUGAUCAUAGUUAUGCUGAUGUUGUUUGGUAAAAUUUCAAGCUUAAUGUGAAAAUUAUUGGCUCUACCACAUUUCUGAAGCUUUCUUGUCAGUUUUAUACUGGUAGAAUGACAAUUAUGUCUUUGAUAAAUACAUAGUAAGUAAUAAUUUUUAUUUUUAGUGGCAUCAUAAAGGACUUCUGGCCCAUUGCAGCCAGUUAAUAAAUGUUGAUAAUUUUUAUUUAGGAUAGGAAAACUACAUAUUAAAAUUAUAUAAACUCCAUCUUUCAUUUCUAUUAACAGGACUGCACUGAAUGAUAACUUCUGUGUGUUCAUUAAUCUUUUACUUUGGGGCUGGGGAUGCAGCUCAGUGGUGGUGCGCCUAACUGGCAAGUGCAAGGUCCUGAGUUCGAUUCCUGGUACCAAAAAACAGAAACAAAAACAAAAAACAAAGCCCUUUAAUUUUAAAUGUCAGUUUGAUUAAAGCUUCCCUUUGUGUUUGUGUUAAGCACAGGGCCAUGCUGGAUGUUCUGAUGGAUUUCAUGACUUAAGGUGAUUUCUGUCUUCACUACUUCAAGUCUUAAAGUCCAACAGCUGUCAGACAGAACCAUAGGUUACAAAGGUGCAGUGCUAGAAUCUGGAAAUAGGACUGUGCUCACAAGUAUGCAGGAAAAUGCAUUCAACUAUGGAAUUCUUUCAUUUGACAUGAUAGGGAAUCACUGUAUAACAAACACUUAUGACUAGUUAUUUUAUUCACCAUUAAGCUUUUUUCCAGAUGGAUUUAGUUCUCCAGUUCACAAUACCCAAGUCUUAUUGUCUGCCUCCCCCAUCACUAUGGUUAACUUGCCUUUUGUAUCACUUUGAGACACAUUCAUUAUUAACUUUACUACCCAAUUAACUUCUUUCCUUAGUGAUACUUGUUGGGAAACAGCAUUUCAUAAUAAAAUUUUUUGAUAUUAUUUCAAUUAUUUUGGAGUUUUACAAUUUUAAAAAACUUUUAACCUUUUAAGCACAAUUAAAGAUACCUCAUAGAUUUGCUAAAUGUUUAGACAAAAAGUCUUCGAAGAACAGUUUCUCACAUAGUAAACAUUCUCCUACAUUUCCAAACCAGAGCCAGACACUCAGUUCCUGAUUUAUUUAGCUAUCUGUUCAGAAACGAUGAGGAAUGUUUCUUCCAGGGAAAGGACAUGUUAUAAGGUGUCACCAUAAUGGUGCUUUUGUAUGAGUGAAAAGCACAGAGUAUUUCUUGCCAGAGAGUGUUCCAGUGGUGUUCAGGAUUUUUGUGUCUUAGUGAUAACUAUGGGGUAUUUUGAUAAGAUUUGAUCAAGAGAGUAGGACUUAUUUAGGAAAGCUUAAAAGUUCCUUUUGAGGAUGUCAGUUGAAAAGUUGGAAAGGCUCAGCGUUUCUGUUGAACUCACAUUCAGAGGUUUGUCUGAGACUGUUAUUUGUUCCUUCAGUCUUUGCCGAUUAAACCUGAAUACAGGCCAACAGAAUCUGUGUCCUUCGUAAUCCACCUAAUAACAAGCUAAGCCUUGGCCCAUCAGGAGCUCAGUGAUGUGUGCGAGACCUGGCACAAGAGGGUGCUGGCAAGCCUGGAAUGUUGGAGCAUGCUUCUAGUUCCAGCACCUAGGAAGUUGGGGCAGAACAUGUUCAGUAGAGGCAGUAGGAUUACAGGUUGGAGCUCAUUCUGGGCAACUUACUGAUUUACUUAAGACUGUCUUAAAAAUGUAUAUAUAGCUCAAAGCAAAGGCCCAGGGUUCUGUCCUAGUAAGGGGGUAUAAAUCCUGGCAGGUCCCAGCAACAAACUGGACUAUAACACCCAGUGAACAAGAAAACCCUGCUGUGGACCAAGAGCCUUGGGUCUUUGUACUCUACAAGCUUCCUGCAAAUCCAAGCCUUUUCAGCGUUGACACACCAUUAAGUGGCUGGCCAUAAACUGCUAAAAGGGAAGGGGAUGGGUGAAACCAGGGUGAUCGAAAACUAAGAUUAACCAGUUGAGACUAGAUUAAAAGGCUGCUUGGGAGUGGCAAUUUAUGAAAGCUAAUGGGAAAACGUGUUCAUCCAUUGAGGAGUUAAAAGCUUACUUCCAAAGCUACCCCCAACCUUUAAAGACAGAGUAAAUAAACCUCACUUGUUAAAUUAUUCACUAGCAGAA
Molecule: messenger RNA, 9672 nt
Organism: Heterocephalus glaber (naked mole-rat)
Lineage: Eukaryota; Metazoa; Chordata; Mammalia; Rodentia; Bathyergidae
Product: histone H1.3
Biological process (GO): nucleosome assembly
Cellular component (GO): nucleosome
Molecular function (GO): structural constituent of chromatin; DNA binding
Source: RefSeq, a predicted model, not a curated record